This is a messenger RNA of Colletotrichum higginsianum IMI 349063, 252 nucleotides long. RefSeq lists its product as uncharacterized. NCBI's taxonomy places the organism in Eukaryota, Fungi, Ascomycota, Sordariomycetes, Glomerellales, Glomerellaceae. The record is from RefSeq and is a predicted model, not a curated record. The transcript has a single exon. Bases 1 to 252 code for a protein of 83 amino acids.
AUGACUACCGCAUUCGCCCAGAUACACUCCCUACAACGCCAGCCGGCUCCGACUCCAGAUACGCCAAGAAUCUGCACAGUCUUUGGAGAGAAUCCGAAGCUACCGAACGUGCCAGGCGGCGGUGACAAUGGUCACCGAUUUGGGGGUCUUGUAUGGGCUGUCUCGGGCCGUUUCAACGUGUUCGCGUCCGCUCCAGACGCUCCAGCUGCCGCUCUUUCGGCCGGAGAUGCCGAGGAUGAGGACGACGACUAA